Ylistrum balloti is the source of this 2259-nucleotide messenger RNA. RefSeq lists its product as uncharacterized. The record is from RefSeq and is a predicted model, not a curated record. Lineage: Eukaryota; Metazoa; Mollusca; Bivalvia; Pectinida; Pectinidae. Bases 1 to 2259 code for a protein of 752 amino acids. The transcript has 3 exons.
AUGGCAGCGAGCGGGAGGGAACUGGAGCACCCGAAGGAAACCCACGUGGUCGGGCAGGUGACCCCCUCCAGGGAAUCGGACGACUGCAAGGGUCAAUCUAAUAGGACAUCAGACAGUAAGGGUCAAUCAAAUAGGACAUCAGACUGUAAGGGUCAGUCUAAUAGGAAAUCAGACUGUAAGGGUCAGUCUAAUAGGACAUCAGAUUGUAAGGGUCAGUCUAAUAGGACAUCAGACUGCAAGGGUCAAUCUAAUAGGAUAUCAGACUGUAAGGGUCAAUCUAAUAGGACAUCAGACUGUAAGGGUCAAUCUAAUAGGACAUCAGACUGUAAGGGUCAAUCUAAUAGGACAUCAGACUGUAAGGGACAGUAUAAUAGGACAUCAGACUGUAAGGGUCAAUCUAAUAGGACAUCAGAUUGUAAGGGUCAAUCAAAUAGGACAUCAGACUGCAAGGGUCAAUCUAAUAGGACAUCAGAUUGUAAGGGUCAAUCAAAUAGGACAUCAGACUGCAAGGGUCAAUCUAAUAGGACAUCAGACUGUAAGGGCCAGUCUAAUAGGACAUCAGACUGUAAGGGUCAGUAUAAUAGGACAUCAGACUGUAAGGGUCAAUCAAAUAGGACAUCAGAUUUUAAGGGUCAAUCAAAUAGGACAUCAGACUGCAAGGGCCAGUCUAAUAGGACAUCAGACUGUAAGGGCCAGUCUAAUAGGACAUCAGACUGUAAGGGUCAAUCUAAUAGUACAUCAGACUGUAACGGUCAAUCUAAUAGGACAUCAGACUGUAAGGGUCAAUCUAAUAGGACAUCAGAUUACUGUAAGGGUCAAUCUAAUAGGACAUCAGACUGUAAGGGUCAGUCUAAUAGGACAUCAGAUUGUAAGGGUCAGUCUAAUAGGACAUCUGACUGUAAGGGUCAAUCUAAUAGGACAUCAGACUGUAAGGGUCAGUCUAAUAGGACAUCAUGCUGUAAGGGUCAGUCUAAUAGGACAUCAGACUGUAAGGGUCAGUAUAAUAGGACAUCAGACUGUAAGGGUCAAUCAAAUAGGACAUCAGAUUGUAAGGGUCAAUCAAAUAGGACAUCAGACUGCAAGGGUCAAUCUAAUAGGACAUCAGACUGUAAGGGCCAGUCUAAUAGGACAUCAGACUGUAAGGGUCAGUAUAAUAGGACAUCAGACUGUAAGGGUCAAUCAAAUAGGACAUCAGAUUGUAAGGGUCAAUCAAAUAGGACAUCAGACUGCAAGGGUCAAUCUAAUAGGACAUCAGACUGUAAGGGCCAGUCUAAUAGGACAUCAGACUGUAAGGGUCAGUCUAAUAGGACAUCUGACUGUAAGGGUCAAUCUAAUAGGACAUCAGACUGUAAGGGUCAGUCUAAUAGGACAUCAUGCUGUAAGGGUCAGUCUAAUAGGACAUCAGACUGUAAGGGUCAGUAUAAUAGGACAUCAGACUGUAAGGGUCAAUCAAAUAGGACAUCAGAUUGUAAGGGUCAAUCAAAUAGGACAUCAGACUGCAAGGGUCAAUCUAAUAGGACAUCAGACUGUAAGGGCCAGUCUAAUAGGACAUCAGACUGUAAGGGUCAGUAUAAUAGGACAUCAGACUGUAAGGGUCAAUCAAAUAGGACAUCAGAUUGUAAGGGUCAAUCAAAUAGGACAUCAGACUGCAAGGGUCAAUCUAAUAGGACAUCAGACUGUAAGGGCCAGUCUAAUAGGACAUCAGACUGUAAGGGUCAGUAUAGUAGGACAUCAGACUGUAAGGGUCAAUCAAAUAGGACAUCAGACUGUAAGGGUCAGUCUAAUAGGAAAUCAGACUGUAAGGGUCAGUCUAAUAGGACAUCAGACUGUAAGUGCCAGUCUAAUAGGACAUCAGACUGUAAGGGUCAGUAUAAUAGGACAUCAGACUGUAAGGGUCAAUCAAAUAGGACAUCAGACUGUAAGGGUCAAUCAAAUAGGACAUCAGACUGCAAGGGCCAGUCUAAUAGGACAUCAGACUGUAAGGGUCAGUAUAGUAGGACAUCAGACUGUAAGGGUCAAUCAAAUAGGACAUCAGACUGUAAGGGUCAGUCUAAUAGGACAUCAGACUGUAAGGGCCAGUCUAAUAGGACAUCAGACUGUAAGGGUCAGUCUAAUAGGACAUCAGACUGUGAGGGCCAGUCUAAUAGGACAUCAGACUGUAAGGGUCAGUAUAGUAGGACAUCAGACUGUAAGGGUCAAUCUAAUAGGACAUCAGACUGUAAGGGUCAAUCUAAUAGGACAUCAGAUUGUAAGGGUUAA